Molecule: messenger RNA, 1089 nt
Organism: Heterocephalus glaber (naked mole-rat)
Lineage: Eukaryota; Metazoa; Chordata; Mammalia; Rodentia; Bathyergidae
Gene: Lysmd2
Product: LysM domain containing 2
Source: RefSeq, a predicted model, not a curated record
GGCGGCGCGCUCUCCGCCACGCUCCCCGGGACCAUGGCCGCGCCACGCCCCGGGCCCGCGUCCGAGGACGCCGCGCUGUCGCUGGGCCUGGCGCGCACCAAGGCCCGCAGCUACGGCAGCACCGGCCGCGCGCGCGCCCUGGGCCUCGGGGCGCCGCGCCCCGUGCAGCACCACGUCCGCGCCGGGGACACGCUGGCCGGGGUGGCGCUCAAAUACGGGGUCUCGAUGGAACAGAUUAAAAGGGCCAAUAAACUGUUCACCAACGACUGUAUCUUUCUGAAGAAAACCUUGAGCAUCCCAGUUAGAUCAGAGCAGCCUUUGGUGUUCAAUGGACUGAGCUCCUCGGAUUCUCCAGAAAGUGAAGCUGGUGACAGCAGCUUUCCUCCUUCAGAGGAGCUGGGGGUAGCGGGGGAUGAGCUUCUGCCUCCCAGUCCCCAGGGACCAGCCCCUCGGCCUGUGCAGCCCAAGGAGGUGUCAGCCAGAGACUUCCUGGACAGAGUGGACCUGCAGAUCAAACUGUCCACGCAGGCAGCCCAGCGGCUGAAGCAGGAGAGCAGAGAUGAACAAAGUCCCUAUGCGACCUCCCUUUAUCACAGUUAGGCGAUUGGUCUUCGUGCUGACCAGGACGAGGAGAAGGCUGGAGCCUAAAGAGCCUGAGCUCGAAGACUCGGGAGAGCUGGGGUUCCCUCAGCUCACUGAGAGCCGCAACGCUGCCGCCUGGUUCCCGCUCCUAGACUUCUGUCUUUACCGUGGUGUGGUAGCAGCAGUGUACCUAAACUCACUGCUUUGGUAGGUGGUAGUAGUUUCUAGCCUUGCUUUUAUAAUUGCUGGUCUAUGUCAGUCCUAAGAGGUUUAUGUAUUUAUGCCGAAGACAAUGUUUAUCUCCUGAUAAAACCCAAAUUUUGUGAAAACCCCAGAGGCUGAUUAAGUAAUGGCUGAUUUCUGUGUGUUUACAAGAAAUGCUAUAUAAAUAUUAUAUUUCAAUAUGUAUUACAUAUUCUGUAUUCAUGGAAAGAACCAAAUUUUGUCUGCUAUUUUGUAAAACUGAACUACAAAAGUCUGAAUGAGAAAAUAAACUAUGUUUUCAUA